Molecule: messenger RNA, 1725 nt
Organism: Erigeron canadensis
Lineage: Eukaryota; Viridiplantae; Streptophyta; Magnoliopsida; Asterales; Asteraceae
Product: probable E3 ubiquitin-protein ligase ZFP1
Exons: 7
Coding region: 266-1387 (373 amino acids)
Molecular function (GO): ubiquitin protein ligase activity
Source: RefSeq, a predicted model, not a curated record
AAAACAGGGCUUGUGUUUUUCAUCUAUCUCAUAGUUUCUAUAUCUUUGUAAUAAAUAAAUAAACAUAAAUAAAUAAAUGAUAAAUUCCACCUGAAAUAAGAAAGAAAAAGAAAAGCAAAUUCAAGAUCCAUCAUCCCUCUUCAACCCCAUAAUCAACCCUCAUUAGGGCUAUUUUUGGUUGAAGGGGCAGAAACUAAUUUCUCAAUUUUCAAGUUCUGCUGUCUGUUGAUGAUAAGAAGACGUUGAUUGCUACUUAUCAUUAAAUAUGAGGCAACGGAACAUGAUGUACACUGGUCCAAUGAUCGAUACUGAAAUAGAAUAUGCCCCCCUUCAACCCGAACCUUGUUUAAUGCCUUAUGGGCCUGUGCCAUCUGGGUUCACAUUCAUUGCGACUCCUCAUGGGACCCAAGUGGUUCCAUUUGGGUCUCAUAAUCAGCUAGUGUUUCCUACCAACCAGGUCAUGGAAAGAGUCCAUGGUGCAUUUAAGGGAAAGAUGGCCGAAGGGUUCCAUAUGAACUUUCAGUAUUCCUACUCUGUACAUGGGUCAAGUCCUUUUGUGAUUCCUGAGUACAGAGGGCUCGAUACCAUCCCUAUGGUCAUUGGAGCUGGUCACCCCAGAGGUGCAAGGAACAGACCUGGUGGUGCUAUUGAUUUUAACUCUGGCUUACAAUACAUGCCAAUGAACCAACUUGGUCAACCCCUUCAGGUAUUGCCUGGCCCGUGGUUGGAACAGCAGUUUUGUGGCAAUGCACCUGGAAUACCUCUUAUGCAAGGAUAUACCAAUGGAAAUCCAUUUACUUAUAUGCAUCCACCACCAGCACCUAUGCCACCUAUGCCUGUGGUUCCUCUUCAAACUGGGGUUGAGCUCGUGCCUAGGUUUGUGCGUCCUUCACCACCAGUUGGUGUUAGGGUUCACCAGCCUCAUGGUCAAGAACUAAUGAUCGAGUCAACUUCAAGACACCGGAGUUUUCCCCAUUUGAGAGUUCUCCCUGAAGAUGGUGUUGCAAUGCUGGAAUUCGGUAAUUAUGGACAUAGAGUCGAUCAUCAUAGAGAUAUGCGAUUAGAUAUAGAUCACAUGUCUUAUGAGGAGCUUCUUGCAUUAGGUGAACAGAUUGGCAAUGCUGGCUCGGGUUUAUCUGAAAGCUUCAUUGCAUGUCAUCUUAAAACAAGAACAUUCACCUCUUCUUAUCCGGUAGAUACAUCACCUUCUCAUCAAGAACUCAACAUGUGCACAAUUUGUCAGAUGGACUACAAUGAUAAAGAAAACAUCGGUAAGUUGGAUUGCAGCCAUGAGUACCACGCAGACUGCAUACAGAAGUGGCUGGUUGAAAAAAACACUUGCCCGGUUUGCAAAUGCACUGGACUUGGUACACAAGGAAAGGAGUAGUCGGGAAAACCUUGAAGAACCUUAGGCAUGUUCACAUAAACUGCAAAUUAUGGUAAAUAUCGAAGUUUAGGUUGGUGCCUGUUUAUAUGUUCAUAAACUACACUAGGUAUUUAGGCUUCUCUUAUUCUUUUGUUGUUCUAUGAGAUGCGAAUGUCAACUACUGUAUCAAACUGUUGAUUUUAUUCGCAUUAACAUCUCAUGUGCUCUUGAAACAUUUUUGUACAUACCUUUUCCAUGUUGUAUCGGUGUAUGAACUCCGGAUUUUGGAAUGUUAAUACUGGGUUCAACAUUCAUUAAUUCUUUUGCAAUAUAAUAUACACGUUGUAAGCUUAACGUUA